AUGCGAUUCCAGAACCUCGUGUUGGCUUUCGGUGUCCUGGUCCACACCCAGCCCACGCCACCAGAACAAUGCGCCACUGGAGUGCACGCCAUUCUUAUCCGAGGCCAGGGACCGGGCGAUCACUUGAAUGUAAUGGUGACCAUCCAGAAUCUAGUCUUGCAACUUAUUCCAGGUUCGACUAGCAUAGCUUUGCCCUAUAAACACGGCGCAGACGAUCACCGUGUCGCUGCUGGCAAUGGGGCGUAUCUGAUGCAGCAGUAUAUCCGAGAAUACAUCGCCGACUGUCCAAACUCGAAGAUCUUCCUACAUGGAUACUCAUUGGGAGGAAUUGUCCUGAUGGAUGGUCUAUGUGGAACCAGUUCGUCCUGGCUAUUCCCUGUGACGGCACUAGAGCCAAAGUAUAACAAGAGUGGUAAGCUCCAUCGUAUCAAAUCCAUCCCAGCCAGAAUUUUCCGGUUUGGCGGGAGAACCCUAAAUAUGUCUGGAACGCUAGUAAUUGCCGCUGUCUGCUACGGCGAGGAGACAUUCCUGCCGCAACAGCCCUGGAAUAUCGGGAGCUGCACCGAUGGGACGGGGUUGUAUCCACGCAUUCACCCCGAGUGGUGCGAUCCUUUCAAGGGAUCGCUGCGAAGCUACUGCGACACGGGCGAUGUGGAGUGCUGUCUUGUCAAUGGACAGUCCGGUGACAAUCUCGCGCAUUUCUUGUAUAUUUUUAAAUAUAAUAUGGAUGUCAUACACUUCAUUCAGCGCCGACUGAAUGAGACGCGUUCUCAAUAA
Molecule: messenger RNA, 777 nt
Organism: Penicillium manginii
Lineage: Eukaryota; Fungi; Ascomycota; Eurotiomycetes; Eurotiales; Aspergillaceae
Exons: 3
Coding region: 1-777 (258 amino acids)
Molecular function (GO): hydrolase activity
Source: RefSeq, a predicted model, not a curated record